This is a messenger RNA of Parnassius apollo (apollo), 1626 nucleotides long. Lineage: Eukaryota; Metazoa; Arthropoda; Insecta; Lepidoptera; Papilionidae. The record is from the annotation of a GenBank genome assembly.
AUGAGCGGUGCGGGCGAGCCCGACGAGUUGGAGAGCGUGUACGAGGUGCACGGGGCGGUGGUGAGCGAGGCGGCGCCGGACAGCGUGCGGCACGACGCGCUCGUGCUGGUGACGCUGCCUGGCGCCGCGUUGCCGCCGCUGCUCGCCCCUACCGUAGCAGCCGCACAAGAGCUCGACCACGCGCUGCUCACGGAGGUGUCAUUAGUACAGUGCCCUUUGGUGGCGGGCAAUCGUUUGAUAAUCUCACCAACCGGUCCGCUAACUCCGUACGAUGACGUGAGGAGCGUGUACGAGGCGGGUCGUGCGGGCGUGCGGCGGGCUGUAGCGGCGGGCGCGCGGCGGCCGGUGCUGGCACUGCAGGCGCUGCGGCCGGCCGACCUCGGCCUCGAAGUGGAUGGUGACUGGUCGCGCAGUGAACUGGUCGCGCUGCUCGCCGCGCUAGAAGCGCUCUACAUACCGCUAGAGGUGCGUGAGUCGUACCCGGAGCGGCUGCCGCGGCUGACAGCGCUGGGCGUUUGGGCGGCCGCGCUGCCCGCAGCGCUGCAGCCACUGCUGCGCACCGCCGUCGCACUCGAGCGCGGCAGGGCUCUGGCGCGUGACAUCGGCGGCGCGGACCCGGAGCGCAUGUCGCCGCCCAACGUGGCCAAGCACGUGCGCGACGCGUUCGCGGAUAGCUGCGUGCGCGUGCGCGUGCUGGACGAGCCGGACGAGUUGCGGCGCCGCUAUCCGCUGCUGGCCGCCGUCGCGCGCGCCGCACACACCGUGCCGCGGCACCGUGGUUGUGUGAUAUUUCUAGAUUACGAGCCUGAAUCUUAUGACGAGACUAUAAUGCUGGUGGGAAAGGGCGUGACGUACGACACGGGCGGCUGCGACGUGAAGACGGGCGGCGCGAUGGCCGGCAUGUCGCGCGACAAGUGCGGCGCCGCCGCCAUCGCCGGCUUCCUCAAGGCAUGUGAGCUACUACAGCCGCGCUUACGUGUGCGCGCGGCGCUGGGCGUGGUGCGCAACUCGCUGGGCGCGGACGCGUACGUGGCGGACGAGCUGCUGCGCUCGCGCGCCGGCCUGCCCGUGCGCGUUGGCAACACCGACGCAGAGGGACGCCUCGUCAUGGCGGACCUGCUGGCCGAGAUGGCGGAGCAGGCGGCGGCGGUGCAGGCGGCGGGCGCGCGUGCGCACGUGUUGACGGUGGCCACGCUGACCGGGCACGCGGUGCGCGCGGCCGGCGAGGGCUACGGCAUCGCGGUGGACAACGCGGCGGCGCGGCGCGCGCGCACGGCCGAGGCGCUGGCGGCGGCGGCCGGCGCGCUGGCCGAGCCGCUCGAGGUGUCGCGGCUGCGGCGCGAGGACUUCGCCGCGCACCGCGGCCAGGCGCCCGGGGACGCGCUGCUGCAGGCAGCGCCGCUGCCGUCGACGCAAGUGAAUCGCGGGCAUCAGACACCGGCCGCGUUCCUAGCGAUGGUGAGUGGGCUAGCGGGUGGGGCGGGGAUGGGGGUAGGCGGCGGGGCGGCGGGCGUGCCGUACACGCACCUGGACGUGGCCGCGUCGGCCGGCAGCGCGCCCGCGCCGCCCACUGCCGCGCCGCUGCUCGCGCUCGCGGCCUCCUGCGGCCUGCUCGACCCCUGCUGA